AAUGGCGUUGGCGCCGUGGUGAAUCUCCGAAGGGAGACGGUGAGAACCGAUGCCGAGCGAGUGGAGUGGACAAGCCCAUGAGUUAUUGAGUGCGACGGCGCCGCUGAAUUUGGCAGCGGUCGCUGCCCGUAAAAGGAAAAAGUAUGCCCCCUAGCUCUAGGCCAACCGCGGCCGUAGAAGAGAGCAAAUGAAAUGCCCUGCCCCUGCCCCUGCCCGCCUAUCCACCGGACCAGAUCGGCUGCCGCGGCGGCGACGAUGACGACGGCGACACGCGCGCACACAUGGAUUCCUGCCUAGGCAGCAGGGGCCCUCCCAUUCUCAACUCGGAGAUGAAAAUGGAGAAUAUAUCGGGCCGCCGCAGCUGUCUUCUCCUACGUAGUUCGUCCGUUUCACCAACAGUGCCGUCUAGCUGUUCGAUGUUAUUCCUCCCUGGCCCGGCUUUUUCCGCUUUCCGGCCCACGGAUGGGAUGCCCGCGAGGCAUGCAUCAACUUUUCGCCGGUGCCAAUACGUGCACCGUUCGUAUGCACUGGCAUGUUACACCACCAUGCCAUCGUCCGAGUGUUUCCACAAAGAAAAAGAAGGGGAGACGGAAGAAGAUUAUUAUGCUUGGGUCGGUUCCCAUGUUCCGUAAGAUUUGAGCUAGUGCGCUGCUGGUUCAGAAUUCAGAUUAACAGCAAAUGGCCGCGGAAAGAAACACGGGAAAUUCCCACGGAAUCUCGUGCUGCAUAUCAUGUUGCCUACUUUUCAUUUUUUGCAAAUAGCCUCACAUUGCAACAUGGUAUGAAGUUGUAGCAUAUCAUGUCGAAACCUUUUUCAUUUUAGGGAGAGAAGCCAUACCAGAAACUCAAGAGAUAAAAUUCCGUCCCCCUUUGCUUUCGAAUAUGUCAGGAGGUAAUGGAGCUGUGCACACACGCACAGCACAGUUUCUUCCAUGUUAAGAAAAGCACACGAUAUAUUUAUUAUUUCAUACACAUAUCAUCGUCAUAUUCUGUCUGGUCCCUUUUGCCAAUCCAGUGCACCCAGACAAACAAUUUGCUGCAACAAGAAAUGAAGCUUGUAAUGGCAGCUUUCUGUCUGUAGAUUAAACUCGUGGAAUGCUGACAACAUGUGGCGCCAAAAGGGAACAUAGAGUGGCUGCAGCCAUGGACAGAAUAAUAUCCCUUCUUUUUUUUUUUUGAAACUUUGUUACACGUACUCACGUGAAAGCUUGAUUUAAAGUUAAAAGUAUUAUGUUUGUAGCUUUUGAUCUCAUAUUCUAUUUUUACUCCAUAUGCAAGUACAUUUGUCAAACAACGACUUAUGUUCCAGAUUAUUCAAGAUUCGUCAUAGGACAAGUUCUGCACUAAAAAUUUCAAUACCCUUUUCCUUCCAAAAACGCUUUCAAAAGCCUCAAAGUGUAAACAUUGAUUCACUAGUACGAAUUUAUAAAAAAUAAUAAACCAACAAAUUUAACUAGUAAAAGACAGUACAGAACGGGCUACUCAAGAAUUUCAGGUGAGAUCGUGGCGAUUGCAACCCACUGGAGGCUUUUGAGCAUUUAGAUGGCAUUAUUCUUUACUGGGAAAGUGGUGGCCUCAAAUGUCUCUUUAUUUAUGCAUCAUUCCUUGUUGCAUUUUGGUCGCUGACUUUUGUUAAUUAGGACUUGAUGUGGACUCAGUUCAAACAGUACUUCAUUGUUCUUUACCUUGUUUAAUUUAGUGGGAGGUGAUCAACUAGGAGACCGUACCUAACGACAUUCGCUGCUUGUGGGAAAGAAAUUCAGAAUUUAUAAAUAUUCCCUGCGAGAAAUAUUCCAGGUAAGAAAUACACCAUGCUGCAGAUGAGUAUGUAGUGCACUGCUAUUUAUUUCAGACCCACAUAGACAACUAAAUAUCAUAUGUAGUACUGUGCAAAAAGUUUUGCGAAAAAUCAUGGAUUCUAGACAGUGGUAGGGAUGAAAUAAUUUACAUCCUCCUGUUUACUUUGGCAUCAGAAGCUUUACUUGAAACCUGCAUGGUUCCGAAUCUUAUCGAAAUAUGUCAUAUGUGAAACAGUAAUGUUUACUAAGAAAACUAUCAUGUCAUAAAAAACCAUAUCUACAUCUACUAGGUUUGUAUGCACACUGGAUGUUCCACACAAAGAAACUGGAAAAAGAAAAAUUUGUUUCCUGUUCCUAGUAACCGAUAAAAUGUGUAAACUUUUGGGUAAAGACAACUGUUGAUAUUUCACUUGUGCAGCCUACUUUUCGGAAUAUAUUCUUUCAAACAGAACUUUGUGGAUGCUUCACGUUUUCGAAGGAUGAGUAUAUGAAAUUAGAAGAAAUAUGUGCUAAAUAAGGAAUAUGCAGUCUCCAAGGCCUAUGACACAACACAAUCAUGGCCUAUAAUCUCUAGCAAGGAGUAAAGAUUAGGUAGUUCAUAGCCAUGUAUCUAUAACAGAACUUCGUAGCCCUUCUGCGGCUCCUAUUCUCUUGGGCAAGGUAGGGACAAAAAUCACAUUUAGCCCACAUAUUUUAGCCUGAGCUGUCCCCCCAUAUAGUUAACCUCAGUGGAUAGAAAAAUGCAGCGCUAGUGCAUAUGAUUCCUUCUGUAUGUAGUGCACUGACACAAGAGGCAAAAUUAGGUGAAAAUCCUCUGCAUUAUGCUGCUAUCACAAACCCUUGGCGGUUUGUUUAGAUUUGACUUAGGCCUUUGUUUAAUCCCUUAUAAAUUUGGAUCGUCGAGAGGGGAUCAAAGCCUACCACUAUUCUGAAUUCUGAAAGCUACCCUGCGCCAUUUGUAAAAGUGGCAUCCCUUUCUUGCUAGCAGAACCCGACAAUAGCAGAGUUUGUUACGUAAAGCUGACCUCAAAGGGGGGAAAAUGACGCUGCUGAGGAAUAUUCCGGCCGAUUGGUGGUGUAAAUGUGAUGAGAUUUUAUAACGGAGAUGUAAUUACCACGGAGGAAAAGCAGCAAAAGUUCAAAAAUUCUUGGACACGGAUUCUUGUAGUUCCUCUCAAUGCACAAUUUUACAGAAUCAAUACCUUCACUGUCCAUACCUCAAAGAUAUUUCUGGAAUCUUCCUUGCUGCAGUCUGCAGAAUUCUACACUGUAUCUGCCAAGCAAAUGAGGCAGUACCACUUGCCAUAUCUGAACCUCUUGAGCUUCAGUUCCGCGUCUAAUUGCGCUUAAUUUUUUUACUGAAAAUAAUGAUAAUUCAUGUGCCACCGUGCAUUUACAAUAGUAGGAAAAAGCCUGCUGCAAAAAAAAAAGCUGCUGUGUGUUUCAUUUUUGUGCUAAAUUUAGUAUUUUCUCCAGAAGCCUCUUUAUGCUUAUCACCUGUCAUUAUGAUCUCUAGAGUUUCAGUUCCGUGCUGAAUGGCGCCUGAAAUUCUAGUGAAAAUACUUUAUUUUCAGAGUUUCGGUCCAGUGCUGAACUGCGUUGUGAAUUCUACUCUGCAUACUUUAUUUCUUGAGUUUGAGUCCAGUAUCAAACUGCGCUUUAAACUGAAAAUACUGAUAUUUACUCUGUGACUGUUUUUCUUCCGGUACAGUGUUGAAUAGCACCUUAGAUUCUACUAAAAAGGCUGACUUUUUAGUUUCAGUUCCGUGUCCUAAAUUGUACUGAAAAUACUGAUAUAUUUUUAACUCAGCUUUAAACACUAGUGAAAAUACCAAUAGUUCUCUGAUAGAGAAAAGAAAAGAAAAUACCAAUAGUUUCCGUGUCGCCGUGCAAUAAUAAUAGUACCAAUAGUUGCGUUGGUGCUUUUGAUCGCAGUUUUAUAAUGAUAAUGCAAGAAACGACUAGCCUGUCGUGCAAGAAUAGGUGCCAAAUGUUUAGCCUUUUCCUGCAAAAUAUGGGGGUUUCUCUCAGAAGAAUCUUGCUUUAGCACUGAGAGUGUGAGACAUUAAUCGCCUUUAGUUUUCGUGUAUUUUCUUGGGGGAAAGAAAAGAAAGAAGUGUUUAUGCUUAUUCCUCGUUAUUUGCACUGAUGUUAUACAUAUAUAAUCUCUGUGGAGUUGUGAUGCCAAACCAGUGGACAUUACAACGCCUUGUCAAGAUAAAAAAAAUUUGGUUAGGAAUUGGCAAAAAGGGUCCUAAGUAUUGUUUCUAUAUAUACCUGGGUUCCCUCUCCACUGCCAAGAAAAUAUAUUCUGCUGUAACCUGGGCCAUAGGGAUUACUAUUACGUACGCCCAUGUUUGUAUAUUUUGGAGCAGUAGAAAAACUGCAACAGGAAGUUAGGGCUCCUUUGAUUCAAAGGAUUUUCAUACUCCUAGGAAUUUUGGAGGAUUAGAAUCCUUAUGAGUCAAAACAUCUUUGAAAGAAUUCUUAUUUUUCCUAUGAUGCAAUCAAACGGCCAGGGAGUUUCCCCUUUUCGAAAAAAAAACAAAUCCUGUAGGAUUGAGAUCCUAUGUUUUUUUCUUUCUAUUCCCGUGUUUUCAGAAUCCUGCGAACGAAAGAGGCGAUUUCAUUUGGGUGGCUCUGGAGCCGAGCGCCGUGCGUUUGGCGCUGAGCGAGAGGAAAGAGGAGCGCGUGGAGCUGACUCGCCCGUGCGUCAUGUGGCGGGCCCAACGAAUUGGAAACCGACGGCAAGCGGGCGUUGGGUUGCCGUCCACGCGUCGGCCAUCCGGGGCGGGGCUCUCUAUAAAUACCUCUGCAUGCCUCCUUCAGUUAGCAUCCGGGCAAGAAUUAGCGCGCGCGCUCUCUUUUCUCUCUCUCACACACACCACCAGCAGAGCAGCUUAUAACUGAUUGAUUGAUCGAUCCAUCACCGUGCGUGCGUGCGUACGUACGUGACCACCAUGAGCUCCUCCGGCGCCCGCGGUGUCCGUCGAGAGUACGGCCGGACCUAUGUGGUGAGGCCCAAGGGGAGGCACCUGGCCACCAUUGUCUGGCUCCACGGCAUAGGCGACAACGGAAACAGCUGGUCCCAGGUGCUGGGCAAUCUCCCGUUGGAUAAUGUCAAAUGGAUUUGCCCUACUGCGCCAACGCGGCCCGUAGCGGCCUUCGGUGGAUUCCCAUGUACUGCAUGGUUCGAUGUGGAGGAGACUUCGGUUGACGGCCCCGACGACGUCCAAGGGCUGGACGCAUCCGCCGCACACAUAGCAAACCUGCUAUCGUCCGAGCCCUCUGAUGUGAGGCUUGGGAUAGGCGGUUUCAGCAUGGGAGCCGCCACUGCGCUCCACUCUGCCGCAUGUUAUGCUCAUGGAAGGUUCUCAAACGGUGUUGCCUACCCUAUUACCCUCAGCGCUAUCAUUGGGUUGAGCGGCUGGCUUCCCUGCUCCAGGACCCUGAGGACCAAGAUUGAGAGCUCACAGACUGCUUUCAGGAGGGCUGCUGCCUUGCCGAUAAUGCUUGGCCAUGGAAGAGGCGACGAGGUAGUCACGUACAGGAACGGCGAGAGGUCGUCCGAGUUUCUGCGGAAUUCGGGCUUUUCGUACCUGAAUUUCAAAGCCUACAACGGACUGGGCCAUCACACCAUCCCUGAGGAAAUGGACGAUGUCUCCAAGUGGCUCAGGGCAAGGCUCGGGCUUGAUCGCUCUUGCGGCUAAUUAAGUGGAGAAGCUUGUGCCUUGGUGGCUGACACAUGACAUGAGAGAAAUGUAUUGACACUAUAGAGGAGGAGAAGGUUGAUAUAUAUAGGUUAAUCAUAUGAAGAGAUCACGACCGGCAUGUGUUGAUAUAUAACUCCUCACUACUGAAUUUCAUGUUACACUUAUAUUGUACUACUAAGAGUUGUACCCCAGUUAUACUGUUUGUUUUGAUUGAUCACACCAGUAAUUUAUGUCGAUAGCUUCUAAUA
Molecule: messenger RNA, 5760 nt
Organism: Triticum aestivum (bread wheat)
Lineage: Eukaryota; Viridiplantae; Streptophyta; Magnoliopsida; Poales; Poaceae
Product: acyl-protein thioesterase 1
Exons: 11
Coding region: 4760-5509 (249 amino acids)
Molecular function (GO): hydrolase activity
Source: RefSeq, a predicted model, not a curated record